GGCGGACUCUCCCGGGUCGCGUUCUCCUGUGUCCCCUCCAUUCGCUGCGGCCCCGCUCUCCGACCAUGAUCUGGCGCCGCGCGGUCCUUGCGGGGACGCGACUCGCCUGGAGCGGGAGCGGCUCGGCCUCAAGGAUGGGCAACAGCACGCCGUCCCACUUGGGGGAAGCCCGAAAGCUGCUCCCGGGAAUCAGAUCCAAACUCCAGGAAACCAUUUCUGAUAACUGUGUGGUGAUUUACUCAAAGACAUCCUGUUCCUACUGUAACAUGGCAAAGAAGCUUUUCCACGACAUGAACAUAAGCUACAAAGCGGUGGAGCUGGACCUGCUCGAAUAUGGAAGCCAGUUUCAGGACGCGCUUGCCAAGAUGACUGGCGAGAGAACUGUGCCAAGGAUAUUUGUCAACGGGACUUUUAUUGGAGGUGCCACCGACACCCACAGGCUCCACCAGGAAGGGAAACUGCUUCCACUGGUUCAUCAGUGUUACUUGAAAAAAGGCAGCAAGCAUGUUGGCGACAGUGUUUGAGGAUGUCUCACUAUGUGACCAGUCCUCAUGAAAACGUUGUUAAAACGAUGAACAAUAAAUCGCUCUGGAAACCUCA
Molecule: messenger RNA, 600 nt
Organism: Myotis lucifugus (little brown bat)
Lineage: Eukaryota; Metazoa; Chordata; Mammalia; Chiroptera; Vespertilionidae
Product: glutaredoxin-2, mitochondrial
Exons: 4
Coding region: 66-524 (152 amino acids)
Source: RefSeq, a predicted model, not a curated record